AUGCCUCGAGGUCAGAAGAGUAAGCGCCGUGCCCGUGAGAAACGCCGCCAGGCUCGGAGUAAGACCCAGGGUCCUGGGAGUGCUCAGGCCACUGCAGCAGAGGUUGAAGAGUCCCCCUCCUCUCCUGUUCCUGGGGGUACUCCCUCGAGCUCCGCUGCUGCUGGCACUUCUCAGGGAGUCCCAGCCCCUAGCUCUCCUGCUGCAGGUGUUUCAUGCCCAAGAUCUCGUGCAGGUGCCAGGAGUCGAGUUAAGAAAAGUAAAAAUUUCUCCCAGGCCUCAACCUCCACUGAGAGCUCUCGCAAAGAUCUUCUAACCAGGAAGGCAAGCAUGUUGAUGGAAUUCCUGCUGGAGAAGUAUAAGAUGAAAGAGCCCAUUAAGAAGGUAGACAUGCUGAAGCUUGUCCACAAAAGGUACAAGGAGGACUUCCCUGAGAUUCUCAGGAGAGCCUCUGAGCGCAUAGAGCUGGUCUUUGGCCUUGACUUGAAGGAAGUCAAGCCCAAUGGCCAAUCCUAUACCCUUGUCAGCAAGCUAGACAUCUGUGAUGAUGGAAGUAUGAGUGACGACUGGGAAUAUCCUAAGAGUGGGCUUCUGAUGCCUCUCCUGGGUGUGAUCUUCUUGAAUGGCAACUGCGCCUCCGAAGAGGAGAUCUGGGGAUUCUUGAAUAUUUUGGGCAUCUAUGAUGGGAGGGAGCAUUUAAUCUUUGGAGAGCCCAGGAAGCUCAUCACCAAAGAUUUGGUGCAGCAGAAGUACCUGGAGUAUCGUCAGAUACCCGACAGUGAUCCUCCACGCUUUGAAUUUCUGUGGGGUCCAAGAGCCCAUGCUGAAACCAGCAAGAUGAAAGUUCUCGAGUUUUUGGCCAAAAUCAAUGGAACCACCCCCAGUGCCUUCCCAUUCCAUUAUGAAGAGGCUUUGAGAGAGGAGGAAGAGAGAGCUCCAGCCAGAGCUUCAGCCGGGGCUGCCACUCCUGCCACGGGCAGUGCACGUCCCAGGGCACGUCGCAGGGCACGUCCCAGGGCACGUCCCAGGGCCAGUCCCAGGGCACGUCCCAGGGCCAGUCCCAGGGCCAGUCCCAGGGCCAUGGCCAGCAGUUCCUCCCACCCCAGUGAGGUCUGA
Molecule: messenger RNA, 1113 nt
Organism: Equus quagga
Lineage: Eukaryota; Metazoa; Chordata; Mammalia; Perissodactyla; Equidae
Product: melanoma-associated antigen B1-like
Exons: 1
Coding region: 1-1113 (370 amino acids)
Biological process (GO): negative regulation of transcription by RNA polymerase II
Cellular component (GO): nucleus
Source: RefSeq, a predicted model, not a curated record